CCAAAAAUUUUCUUAUUGCCUUGCUAGUCCCCGAGAACCCCUCCGUCAUCGUCACAAUCUCCUGACAUACUGAAGUCGUGUUUUUUGUUUAGCUGACCAGCUAGGGAACAGAGAGAGAGAGAGAGAGAGAGAGAGAGAGAGAGAGAGAGAGAACACUGCUGCUGCUGAUAUGGGCAGUGGUGGACAUGGGCAGAAGGGGGUAAGUGCAGGGGUCCUUGUUGCUGCUCUGUUGCUGUGUGGCUUCUUUGCCUCUGCUCUGUCAGACAGGUUGCUCAAAGAGAAGGAGGUGGGGUUAGCUCCCAUUACUGUUGGAGAUCUUCAAGCAAUUGCAGAUCAUUCUUCUUCUUCUUCCGCUGCUCCAUGUGCACGUCAUCCCCAGCCUGAUCCUAUCAGCACAAGUAAGAGGAGAGUACCAAACGGUCCCGAUCCCAUCCACAACAGGAGGGCCGGCAAGUCGCGACAGCCUCCAGGCAGAACAUGAAUUUUUGAGGGGCGGGACGGCGGGGGGGGCAGGGGGAGACCGAAGGUUCUUCGGGACGUGCUUGUUUGAUAAGACGUACGACGUGAGGUUCAAUAUUCUUGUACAUUUUUGUUCUUACUUGAAAUUUUUAUACUUAGCUGAAUGCCACAUGGAGUGAAGAACACCACCCAUCCCUCUCUCACUGUCUCCCAAAUCAUCCAUUUGUACUCUCAUUGUUCUUGUAUCCUCACUAAGAAAGGGUUCAGUCGAGGAAAUCAAGCCACCAUGCAUACUCAUGCAGCA
This is a messenger RNA of Nymphaea colorata (pocket water lily), 763 nucleotides long. RefSeq lists its product as uncharacterized. The record is from RefSeq and is a predicted model, not a curated record. Lineage: Eukaryota; Viridiplantae; Streptophyta; Magnoliopsida; Nymphaeales; Nymphaeaceae. The transcript has 2 exons. The coding region runs from base 170 to 481 and encodes 103 amino acids.